GCAAUUUUAUUGAUAGAAAGAAGAUAAAAUUUUCAGUAAUCAUUGAUCAUUCGGCGUGCCUUCUAUAUACUUUAAAGUAAAUAUUAGGCAUUUUAUUAAUAUCAGGGUUUUUUUUUAAAGUUAACAAUGUUUACCCGCCACGCUACGUCCUUGAUUAUACGCAAUGGGUAUUUUAAUGCUUCAACGCCAAUAUUCAGACACCUCUCUGUGACUCAGGUGAAUAGGGAUAUCGUGAAGAUACAAAGUCCUGAAGAUUUCAAAGCUAAAGUGAUUAAUAGUAAAGUUCCAGUGGUCGUCGAUUUUUUCGCUACAUGGUGUAAUCCCUGUAGGCUUCUUACCCCACGCUUAGAGUCUAUAAUAACAGAAAAUAAAGGAAAAAUUCUUCUAGCUAAAGUGGAUAUUGACGAACAGACAGAUCUUGCAUUAGACUAUGACAUUAGUUCUGUACCUGUUCUUGUUGCUAUUAAGAAUGGUAAAGUACAGGAACGCUUAGUUGGAUUACAAGAUACAGAUAAACUAAGAAAAUGGAUUAACCAGUUUACAUCUGAGGAUUCUGAAGCCAAAGUAAAAACAUAAUAUCUUAUUAAU
Molecule: messenger RNA, 588 nt
Organism: Pieris brassicae (large cabbage white)
Lineage: Eukaryota; Metazoa; Arthropoda; Insecta; Lepidoptera; Pieridae
Product: thioredoxin
Exons: 2
Coding region: 127-576 (149 amino acids)
Cellular component (GO): cytoplasm
Molecular function (GO): protein-disulfide reductase activity
Source: RefSeq, a predicted model, not a curated record